AUGCCAGUGAAACAGCUUGUAAAUAAUGAAACGACUACUGUAUCUGUUUUCCUGACUUGGAAUCAACCUGAUGAGUCUAGAAGUGAUUACACCUACAGAGUACAAAUAGCAAACACCUCAUCUGUUGUGAUAAAUCAAACAACGUCAUCAAAUCAACUCAAUGUAACUAAUCUGACUCCCGGAGUAACAUAUACAUUCACUGUAUUUACAAGAGCGGCUGAUAAUGUCACUGAAAGUCAAUCUGUCUCAUAUACAACCUGCACAGGUGAGUGUAAACUGGUAUUAAAGGGAAUCAACAUACGGACACAUUACAAUACAGAGUCUGACUUAUUAGUCAUUACAAGGUUAUAUGAAAUGUGUUUUUAAUAAUGUUUAUCUUAAAAUUGUAACAUGCAGGCGAUGCUCGUUUUGAGGAACUGGAUUAAAAAAAAAAGUUACUAAUAUUCAGUGGAGAAAUAAAAAAUAAAAGUAUUAUACCUAUUGUUGCUUUUAUAGAGCCUUGUUUCUUUUUAUUAAAAGCUAAUUCUUAAACUUUAAUUAUAAACAUACAGAUAUAUCACAUUGUAUACCUAUAAAGAAAUUCCUUUUACUAACCUGCUAAGAAAAACUCAGUGACGAAUAAAUUCUCGAAGUCCGUUACAGUCACAGCUUGACUACUUUAUUUUACAUUUCACAAUUCUGAUUCCAGGUCAUAACAAUAUGGUGUUUAGAGAAUAAUCCCAUAGAAUUUACCUAAAUUAAUCUUUCUUUGUGUUUUAUUUACUAGAAAGUUAAUUAUUUUAUUUCAAAUUCAUGAACCUUAUAUUAAAUGAUUUCUGCUUUCUUUCAGUUCCGGGUCUGGCUCAGAAUAUCACAGUAACUAAUAACAAUACUACUAAUUCACUUAGUGUGAACUGGACAAUACCAGCAGGGAAAGUGGAUAAUUACACAGUCACUCUGAAUGGAGACGUCAAUAGAACAAUCACAACUAAUUCUACACAAGUGGAUUUCACAGACUUACUGCCAGGCAGAAACUACUCCAUCACUAUACAGACAGCUAGUAGUAACUGCAGCCAGUCAGCAGCUCCAGUGAUAGAGGCAACAUGUGAGUAUGAUGGGAUCAUUGGGACAGAGCUAUAUCUUUACGUGGAAAUCAUACAAACUGAGUUCUAG
This is a messenger RNA of Pelobates cultripes (western spadefoot toad), 1152 nucleotides long. NCBI's taxonomy places the organism in Eukaryota, Metazoa, Chordata, Amphibia, Anura, Pelobatidae. The record is from the annotation of a GenBank genome assembly.